UAAUCUGAAUAUAACUGAAGAUAAAAUCUAUGAAGCAGUAAAUGUAUUUUUAUGGAAGACCAAAUUAUGGAUCAAUUUUGUGGAACCAAAUUUUGGGAUAAUGAUUCAAUAUGGAACACAGAUGAUCCAGAUAUUACAGAAUGUUUUCAGAAAACUGUUUUAGUGUGGGUGCCAUGUGCAUUUCUAUGGCUGUUCUCUGGAAUAGAAAUUUAUUACUUUUUAAAUAGUAAAAGCAAAAAUAUUCCAUAUACAUGGUUAUUUAUCUCUAAACAAAUACUCAUAGUAGCCCUGAUUUUACUUAGUAUUGUUGACUUAGGAAAGGCUAUAUAUAAAAGUACUUAUAAAGAAGUUUAUAAUGUUGAUUAUUGUACACCAUUUAUAAAAAUUGUUACCUUUAUUAAAGCAGUUACUUUAGUAACAUAUAAUAGGAAAUAUGGAAUGCGAACCUCUGGACUAUUAUUUUUAUUUUGGUUUCUGCUUGCCUUAUGUGGAGUCAUUCAAUACAGUAGUUUAUUAAGGUUAUAUAUAAAUAAGAAUGAAGUCACCUAUUCAUUUGUGUCAUACAUGAUAUAUUAUCCAAUAGUGAUACUUUUAUUCUUAUUGAACUUCUUGGUUGAUGCUGAACCUAAAUAUUCUGAAUAUCCCAGGGUUGAGAAACCAUGUCCAGAACAAAGAUCUUCCUUUCCAGCAAAACUCUUUUUUACAUGGUUUGAUUCAAUGGCAUGGAAAGGUUUUAAAAAACCUUUGGAAGCUAUAGAUUUAUGGUCUAUGAAUCCAGAAGAUACUGCAAGAGAAAUUGUACCCAAAUUUGACAAAUAUUGGAAUAAGAAUUUGCAAAAGAGUAACAAUUUACAAAAUACCAAAGCUUCAUUUAGAAAGGCAUCUGAUCAAGUAGAUUUUAAUAAUGGAUAUAAAAGGAAAGAGACAUCAGUAUUACCUCCACUUUGCAAAGCUUUUGGUACCACGUUUUUAUUUGGAGCUGUACUUAAAUUUGUACAAGAUAUUAUAACUUUUGCUAGUCCUCAAAUAUUGAAGUUACUUAUCAAAUUUAUUGAAGGACAUGAACCACUAUGGAAAGGCUAUUUUUAUGCAAUUUUACUCUUUGUUACCGCCAUAUUUCAAACAUUAAUUUUGUCUCAAUACUUUCAUCGUAUGUUCUUAGUUGGAUUACGAAUACGUACUGCUUUAAUUGCAGCAAUUUAUCGGAAAGCAUUGAGAAUGUCUAAUUCUGCUAGAAAAGAAUCAACGGUUGGUGAAAUAGUAAAUUUAAUGUCCGUGGAUGCGCAACGCUUUAUGGAUUUAACAGCAUAUAUAAAUAUGAUUUGGUCUGCACCAUUACAAAUAGUUUUAGCAUUAUAUUUUUUAUGGGACAUUUUGGGACCAGCUGUACUCGCUGGAUUGGCUGUUUUACUUAUUCUCAUCCCAAUAAAUAUCUUGAUUACUAAUAGAGUUAAGACGUUACAAAUUAGACAAAUGAAGCAUAAAGAUGAAAGAGUUAAAUUAAUGAAUGAAAUACUUAAUGGUAUAAAAGUAUUAAAGUUAUAUGCAUGGGAACCUUCAUUUGAAGAUCAGAUACUGAAGAUACGUACAAAAGAAAUUAAAGUACUUAAGGAAGCAGCAUAUCUCAAUUCUGCAAUAAGUUUUAUCUGGUCUUUUGCUCCCUUUUUAGUAUCGCUGGUAUCCUUUGCAACAUAUAUACUUAUAGAUGAAAACAAUCGUUUAGACAGCACAGUUGCUUUUGUUUCACUCAGUCUUUUUAAUAUCUUAAGGUUUCCUCUUUCUAUAUUACCUAUGAUGAUUGGUAAUAUGGUCCAGGCUUAUGUCUCUGUAAAACGUAUUAAUAAAUUCAUGAAUACAGAAGAACUGGAUCCAAAUAAUGUUCAACAUGAUCCAUCAGAAUCAUAUGCACUAUUAAUUGAGAACGGCACCUUCGCAUGGGAUAUGGAGAACAUAGAUAGACCAAUAUUAAGAAAUAUCAGUCUUAAAGUAGAACAGGGUCAAUUGGUAGCUAUUGUUGGUACUGUAGGAUCAGGUAAAAGUUCUCUUAUAUCAGCCCUUCUUGGAGAAAUGGAGAAAAUAAGUGGUAGAGUUAAUACAAAAGGUUCUAUUGCAUAUGUAUCUCAACAAGCAUGGAUACAAAAUGCAUCAUUACAAGAUAAUGUAUUAUUUGGGAAGCCAUUGCACAAAAAUUUAUACAAUCGUGUAAUUGAAUCAUGUGCAUUAAAUCCAGAUUUAAAAGUACUGCCUGCUGGUGACAAAACUGAAAUUGGAGAAAAAGGAAUUAAUUUAUCUGGAGGACAAAAACAGAGAGUAGCAUUAGCAAGAGCUGUAUACAAUGAUUCCGAUAUCUAUUUUUUGGAUGAUCCAUUGAGUGCAGUAGAUGUACAUGUUGGAAAGCAUAUAUUUGAAAAUGUAAUUGGUUCUACUGGUCUGCUUAAGAAGAAAACAAGAAUACUCGUUACACAUGGUAUGAUUUAUUUACCAGAAGUUGAUAACAUCAUUGUUCUUAAAGAUGGUGAAAUAACAGAAGUUGGAAGUUACAAACAACUUCUAGAGAAAAGGGGAGCCUUUUCUGAGUUUCUAGUGCAACAUCUUCAAGAAGUUGGAAAUCUACACGCUGAUGAUGAAUCAGAAGCAGAUCUACAUGAAAUUAAACAACAAUUGGAAUCUACAAUAGGAUCAAAUGAACUGCAACAGAAAUUAACAAGAGGUACAUCAAGAAUGUCAGAAAGUCAAAGUGAAUCUGGUUCUAUAGUUGAUAGAAAAUCUUUAAAUGGUUCAUUAAAAAGGCAGUAUUCGACAAGUAGUCAACAAUCUGGAACUUAUGAAAAUAUUAAUAACAUAAAAGAAACAAAGUUAUUAUCUCUGAAAUUGGGAGAGCAAUUAAUAGAAGUAGAAAAAACUGAAACAGGAAGUGUUAAAUGGCGAGUCUAUUCUCAUUACUUUAAAUCUAUUGGUUGGUUUUUAUCAAUAUCGACUAUUAUCAUGAACGCUAUUUUUCAAGGAUUUAGUAUUGGUUCAAAUAGUUGGUUAAGUCUAUGGUCAACUAGUAAUUUAACAGAUUAUAACAACACAGUUAAUCAUACUAAACAAGAUAUGUAUCUUGGAAUCUAUGGUGGACUUGGAAUAGGGCAAGCGAUGGCGAGUUUUUUCUGCGAUUUGGCACCGCAGCUGGGCUGUUGGCUGGCUGCUCGCCAGAUGCACAUAAUGAUGCUGCGUGCUGUGAUGCGUGCUCCAUUGACCUUCUUUGAUACGACUCCUACUGGUCGUAUUAUCUCCAGGUUUGCUAAAGAUGUCGACGUACUGGACACAUCUCUCCCUCAACAAAUUUCUGAUAGCAUCUAUUGUUUGUUUGAGGUCAUAGCCACUGUAGUGGUUAUAAGUUAUAGUACACCAAUAUUUAUAUCGGUCAUACUACCAAUAAGUGCAGUUUAUUACUUUGUUCAACGUUUGUAUGUUGCAUCUUCAAGACAACUAAAACGAUUAGAAUCUAUUUCAAGAUCUCCUAUAUACUCACAUUUCAGUGAAACAGUUUCUGGAGCACAAAUGAUUAGAGCAUUUGGAGUGCAAGAUCGAUUUAUUCAUGAAUCUGAAAGUAAAGUAGAUUUCAAUCAAGUAUGUUAUUAUCCUAGUAUAAUUGCAAACAGAUGGUUGGCUAUACGUUUAGAAAUGGUUGGAAAUUUAAUUAUUUUCUUUGCAGCAUUGUUUGCUGUAUUAAAUAAAAACAGUAUAGGUUCUGGUGUAGUUGGUUUAUCUAUCAGUUAUGCUUUACAAGUUACUCAAACAUUAAAUUGGUUAGUACGAAUGAAUUCUGAUGUUGAAACUAAUAUUGUAGCUGUAGAAAGAAUAAAGGAAUAUGGAGAAACCCCUCAAGAAGCAUCAUGGAAAAACCCAGAUUAUACACCACCUAAAGAAUGGCCUGUGCAAGGACGAGUAGAAUUUAAAGAUUACAAAGUUCGUUAUAGAGAAGGUUUAGAACUUGUACUUCGUGGGUUAUCAUUUUCUGUUAAGGGAGGAGAAAAAGUUGGUAUCGUUGGUAGAACUGGUGCCGGAAAAUCAUCUUUAACAUUAGCUCUGUUCAGAAUAAUAGAAGCAGCUGAUGGACAGAUUUUUAUUGAUGACAUUGAUAUUGCCAAAUUAGGACUCCAUGAUUUAAGAUCUAGACUGACUAUCAUUCCUCAGGAUCCUGUAUUAUUUUCAGGAAGUUUGAGAAUAAACUUAGAUCCUUUCAAUUGUUAUACUGAUGAUGAAGUUUGGAGAGCUUUGGAACAUGCACAUCUUAAGUCUUUUAUAAGAAGCUUACCAAACGGUCUUUUAUAUGAAGUAUCGGAAGGUGGAGAAAAUCUAAGUAUAGGUCAACGGCAAUUAAUAUGUUUAGCAAGAGCAUUGCUCCGAAAAACGAAAGUGCUAGUUCUUGAUGAAGCAACAGCUUCAGUUGAUUUAGACACGGACGAUUUAAUUCAAACAACAAUUAGACAAGAAUUUAAAGAUUGCACAAUUCUUACAAUAGCUCAUAGACUGAACACAAUUCUUGAUUCAGACAGGGUCAUUGUUUUGGAUAACGGACGCAUUGUGGAAUAUGAUUCUCCAGAGUCAUUACUACGUAAUUCGUCUAGUUUGUUUAAUAGUAUAGCUAAAGAUGCAGGCCUUGCUACUUAGGUAAAGUGCAUAUCGCAAAUACUGUACAAGCAAUGAAAUAAUGAUAAUUUUUAAUCUAUAAUAGAAUAUAUAAUAACAACACAAAAGAUAUAGCAAUUUAUUAUAGAAAAACACAAAAUAUAGACUUAAAAGAAUCUAAAAUUUUGUAGAGUAACAUUUUUCAAUCAAAUCUUAUAUCAUUUUUAAAUAAUAUCAAGCACAGCUCAUUUGUAAAGUAGUACGGAUAUCCGUUACUUAAAGUACUGCCAUUUUAGCAACAUAUCUUGUGCCGAGUAGCAUAAAUUUUUAAAUGUAUAUAUAUUAUUUUAGUAAUUUUAAAAACAUACCGCAUCUCAGGCUUACACAACAUACAACAUUUA
This is a messenger RNA of Eufriesea mexicana, 5018 nucleotides long. RefSeq names its product Multidrug-Resistance like Protein 1 (gene MRP). Bases 52 to 4659 code for a protein of 1535 amino acids. Gene Ontology annotation, molecular function: ATP hydrolysis activity; ATP binding; ABC-type transporter activity. Gene Ontology annotation, biological process: transmembrane transport. NCBI's taxonomy places the organism in Eukaryota, Metazoa, Arthropoda, Insecta, Hymenoptera, Apidae. The transcript is spliced from 22 exons. The record is from RefSeq and is a predicted model, not a curated record. Gene Ontology annotation, cellular component: membrane.